This is a messenger RNA of Staurois parvus, 404 nucleotides long. The record is from the annotation of a GenBank genome assembly. NCBI's taxonomy places the organism in Eukaryota, Metazoa, Chordata, Amphibia, Anura, Ranidae.
CAGCAGCAAUGGGAGGCCAUACAGCACCCUAUGACAAAAUGGAACCCACCAGCAGUGUGAGGAGACCUGAAAGUGGCACAUGGCAGAGUGUGUGGCGAUGGAGACAGCAGCAAUGGGAGGCCGUACAGGGACCCAUGACACACUCUGGACCUGGCAGCAGCAUGAGGAGGCGGUACAGGGGCCCAUGACAGAUUACGGGCCUGGCAGCAGCAUGAGCAGCAUGAGGAGUUGGUACAGGGGCCCAUGGCAGAGUGGCGGAGCGUAAGCAGCUAAAAUUGAAGGCCAUACAGAAGCCUAUGUUAAAAAGUCCCCCCAGCAGCAGCGUGGGGAGACGACUAUCAAGAGUCCAAUGGCAGAGUGGCGGAGCAGAAGCAGCUUCAAUUGAAGGCCAUACACAGGCCUAG